UUCCUCAACUGCGAAAGAGGGGCCUGGCGAGAUCGUUGAAGAAGCCUGUCCAAAGAGUAAACAUAUUUCAUCAAUAAUAUAGGAUACACCUCCAUAGACUGUCUUAUCGUCUGUGUUGUGUGGAGAAGCUUUAAACAAUUUACCCACAGCAAUGUCGGCCCAAGCUCAAAUGAGAGCUUUGCUCGAUCAACUAAUGGGGACUUCGAGGGACGGGGAUGAGACGCGGCAGAGGGUCAAAUUCACUGAUGAGAGGGUCUGCAAAAGCCAUCUCCUGAACUGCUGUCCCCACGACAUCCUCUCCGGGACCCGUAUGGAUCUGGGAGAAUGUGCGAAGACCCACGACCUGGCACUCCGGGCCGACUAUGAAAUUGCCUCCAAGGAGAGAGACCUCUUCUUUGAGCUUGACGCUGUGGACCACCUGGAGUCUUUCAUUGCCGAUUGCGACCGGAGAACAGAGUUGGCCAAGAAACGACUGGUUGAGACCCAAGACGAGAUCAGUGCGGAGGUGGCUGAAAAGGCAGAGACGGUUCACGAGCUGAACGAGGAGAUUGGGAAGCUCCUGGCCAAGGCAGAGCAGCUGGGUGCCGAGGGGAAUGUGGAUGAGGCCCAGAAGGUCCUACAGGAAGUGGAGAAAGUGCGCAGCAGGAAGAGGGACGCUGAGGAGGAGUACAGAAACUCCAUGCCUGCCUCCAGUUUCCAGCAGCAGAAGCUUCGUGUCUGCGAGGUGUGCUCGGCCUACCUGGGUCUCCACGACAACGACCGUCGCCUGGCCGACCACUUUGGCGGGAAGCUGCACCUGGGCUUCAUCCAGAUCAGGGAGAAACUGGAAGCCCUGAAGAAAACCGUCCUGGAAAAGCAGGAGAAGAGGAACCAGGAUCGUCUGAAGAGGAGAGAAGAGAGAGAGAAGGAGGAGAAGAUGAAGAAGAAGACCAAAUCACGGAGCAGGGAACGGAGCAGGGAACAUAGAAGGUCCAGCUCUCGCGACCGUAGGAGACGCCGUUCGCGUUCCUCGUCUCGGGAGAAGCGGCGUUCCUCCCGCUCGCGCUCCAGGGACCGGGAGAGGCGGCGACGCCACCGCAGCCGAUCCCGCAGCAAGGGCGGCCGCCACAGCCACGAGCCCAGCUCCCGACACAAGUCGUCUAGGGAUCGCGAUCGCUCCUCCAGAGACCGUUCACGGGAGCGAAGCAGGAAGAGGGGAUCCUCGGAGCAGCGGCAGGACAGCAGGGAUCAGAACGGGAGAACAGACUCCCGCCGGGCGGAGGUCAGGGAUAGAGACCUUUGAGGACUCUAUCUGUCUCUCUCUCUCGCUGUCUCCAUCCUCAACACACAACCUCCUUUAGUCUGUCUCUCUUUCAUAUCUGUCCAUUACAUCUAUUUGAACUCUCUCCUUGUAUGAAUUUUCCCUCCGUUCCCUUAUCAAAAUUAUCCAGAGAUGUUUUGCUUUGACCGAUAUUCCAGCCAACCCACUGUCCCAAAUACAUAGCGCUUAUAUGACCACAGAAGUAUAUACAGGUAACUGCCAAAAUAAUGGAAACACUUCAGUAAAACAAAGUAUACUGAAAGCAGGUGCCUCCACACGUGUGGUUCAUGAGUUAAUUAAGAAAUGAACAUCGCAUCAUAAUUAGGGUCAUGUAUAAAAAUGCUGGGCCGGCCAUUAUUUUGCCUACCAUGGCUAUACCCCCAUAGGAUGAUAAUGCCCCCAUCCACAGGGCAUGAGUGGUCACUGAAUGGUUUAAUGAGCAUGAAAACGAUGUAAACCAUAUACCAUGUCUCCAGGUCUCAACCCAAUUGAACACUUAUGGGAAAUUCUGGAGCGGUGAAAACACCAAAUCAUGGAAUUUCUCGUGGAAGAAUGGGGUCGCAUCCCUCCAAUAGCGUUCCAGACACUUGUAGAAUCUAUGCGGUGGCCCAACGCCCUACUAAAACACGUUAUGUUGGUGUUUCCUUUAUUUUGUCACCUGUAUAUUGUACAUGCAUAUAUAUUUUAGUUUCAAGCGUUAUCCUGUGAUAAAGUUGUGGGGGGGUUGUUGAACAUUGGGCGUGGGAGUACAUAAAGUCCUGACAGUGUAUGUUAGAUGUGAUGGCUGUUGAUGACAUGCAUAUGAUUAAAUAUUCUAUAAAACUGUCCUGAAUAUUAAUUUCCUGGGGGAAUCAGUAGCUGAAACUAGAGGAAGGAUAAAUGAAUGACCGUUGGCCAUAAACUUAAAAGAAUAGAGCAUUUCCAUAUUGCUGUGUUUUAUGAUACUGUUAAUUUUAAACUGUCAGAAUUUCUAUGUGUGAUUGAGAUACUUUGCAUAAUUAUACCUCCAGCAUACUGUCCUGGCUGGUGUUCAUUAGGCACCAAAUGGAAGAUACUGGACUGAAACAGGGAGGGGUCACCUGGACUUGUCCAAUAAGAAACCUACAUUUUUGUUUUCCUGUAAAAACGUUGCUAAAUGUUUUCAGUUAUUUCCCUAAUAAACACGACCCAGCAUUACUGUCUUGGA
This is a messenger RNA of Salvelinus namaycush (lake trout), 2486 nucleotides long. RefSeq names its product LUC7-like (S. cerevisiae) (gene luc7l). Gene Ontology annotation, biological process: mRNA splice site recognition. Lineage: Eukaryota; Metazoa; Chordata; Actinopteri; Salmoniformes; Salmonidae. The record is from RefSeq and is a predicted model, not a curated record. Gene Ontology annotation, molecular function: mRNA binding. The transcript is spliced from 10 exons. Gene Ontology annotation, cellular component: U1 snRNP; U2-type prespliceosome. The coding region runs from base 152 to 1282 and encodes 376 amino acids.